GGAAGCGCGGCCCGGGAAGAGGCCUCGGCCUGCGGGCGGGUAGCAGCGGGGAGUCGCGAGCGGCCCGCGGGAGGGAGCAGAAGCCCUGGGCCGGGCGCGAGCAGGGCGGGCGAACUCCGUGCUCCCUCCCCAUGGCCAGGAGCGGGCCGCGGCGGCGGCGUUGACAGGCCCCGGGCGGGGCGGGCGGGCUGGGGCCUGGGGUCGAGGGGAAGAUGAGCGCCCUCCUAGAGCAGAAGGAGCAGCAGGAGAGGCUGCGGGAGGCCGCGGCCUUGGGGGACAUUCGGGAGGUGCAGAAACUGGUGGAGAGCGGGGUGGAUGUGAACUCCCAAAAUGAGGUCAACGGCUGGACCUGUCUACACUGGGCAUGUAAACGCAAUCAUGGUCAAGUCGUCUCUUACUUGUUAAGAUCAGGAGCUGACAAAGAGAUUCUUACCUCAAAGGGAGAAACACCAGUCCAGUUAACAUCAAGGAGAGAAAUCAGGAAGAUUAUGGGAGUGGAAGAUGAUGAUGAUGAUGACACCCUCCCCCAGCUGAAGAAGGAGUCAGAACUGCCCUUUGUUCCCAACUAUUUGGCCAACCCAGCCUUCCCUUUUACAUACACCCCCGUGGCAGAGGAUUCAGCCCAGCUGCAGAAUGGGGGCCCCUCCACACCUCCCGCAUCACCGCCUGUAGAUGGCUUGCCUCCAGCGCUCCUGCCUGGGGAACCCCCCCUUCUAGGGGCCUUUCCACAGGACCACAGCUCCUUGGCUCUGGUUCAGAACGGUGAUUUGUCUGCCCCCUCUGCCAUACUCAGAACACCAGAAAGCACAAAACCAGGUCCUGUUUGUCAGCCACCAGUGAGUCAGAGCCGCUCCCUCUUCUCUUCCGUCCCGUCCAAGCCACCAGUGUCUCUGGAGCCUCAAAAUGGGACAUAUGCAGGACCUGUGCCAGCAUUCCAGCCAUUUUUCUUCACCGGAGCAUUUCCGUUUAAUAUGCAAGAGCUGGUACUUAAGGUAAGGAUUCAAAACCCAUCAGUUCGAGAAAAUGAUUUCAUUGAAAUUGAACUGGACCGACAGGAGCUCACCUACCAAGAAUUGCUCAGAGUGAGUUGCUGUGAGCUGGGGGUUAAUCCAGAUCAAGUGGAGAAGAUCAGAAAGUUACCCAAUACUCUGUUAAGAAAGGACAAAGAUGUUGCUCGACUCCAAGAUUUCCAAGAGCUGGAACUGGUUCUAAUGUCUGAAGUGAUUCCUGUCGUCCACAUGUUUAAGUGCACCAUCUGAGAAGAGCACAAACAUUGCUGGCCCAUGUUCUCCACUUUCAUUUUCCACUAGAAAUGAAAAUCAAUUUUUGAGACUGAAUCUGUUGCUAUUUUAAAGGGUACUGUGGGAAACUGAGCUAAAGGAGUUAGCAUCUUUAUUUUUGUAUCAAAGAUAAAGGUUAUUUUGAAAUUAUUAGGAUUUUUACACAACUCUGGAAUCCGUUGCUUUUAUAAAUGAAUUGUUUGAUCUUAGGGAUCCCCACCACCAAUCUACUUAACAAAGCCAAUCAAGAGUCUACCAGACUUUGUUCUGAAGUAAAUGGGAAACAAACAAACCAAAACAAAAAGACAAACCCUGAUUAAACUCUUGAGCAUGGCAUAAUUUCUUUAAAGAAUGCAUUAGGGAUUAUUUUCCUUUCCUUCAGUGUCAUUAGUGUUGAAAGAAAAGCCACUGUCUUAUUGAAACAAACAGCUUAACUUUAGAAAUGAGAACUAGCACACGUGGACACACAGGAGAGCAGGGGUUCGAAGCCAGCUGUUGAAGAACAUCCCUGCUGUCUCAAGAAGCUUUUUCCCCAUAGUGCCUCUGGUUUCCAAAGAAACUUAACUCCUAACUGUGUUAACUUAAUUUUACUGGGACACUACAACUGAGUGAGAACAUGCUGAAGAUGUCAAAGGAAGAGGAUGUCGUGCUAAGAUAAUGGUCUCCUGCUGCUGCCUAAAGGCUGAAAGGAGGAUGAGGUGUUUUUCAAGGCCAACUUCAUGGAGUCGCUCUGUUUAGUGACUUACUUGUAUUCCGCCAAUUACUGAUGGUGACUUAGUCACCCUUGUACAGAAGGUUUGCAUAGCAGAGUAAAGGUUACUUAGCAACCCUUUCUCUGUAAUGCUUUAAGGAUGAAACCUUCUUGUGUUUCAACCAAUCAGAAGCCAGUGUAUCUAGAUAAACUAACUCCUUUUUGGUCUUUGUUUUGGAAAAAAGUUAACACUUUACUGGUACAAUUAAGGCUGGUUCUGUCCUGGAGGGAAUAAAUUCAGUAUUAAUUCACAUCUAAAUCACUGGGGUUGAAACUCUCUCAGCCAGCCAGAUUAAUGAGAAACUCUCAGAAAUGGUGGAGGCCCCUGGCUGGGAGUCGGCCUACAGAGGAGUAGCCGCAUCCAACCAGAGCUUUUCCCAGGUGUGGAAGCCACAAGCAAGGUUUGGUGUCUCGGGUGGGUCUGAUGUGGCCCUGCCCUCCCCUGGGCUCGCACCUCUGUUAAAAGUCCUCUGUUGUCGACUGACUCCUGCAGAUGCAGCGGGCUAACGCUGCACAGUUGCUGGUAGGUGAGUUUAAAGUCUUAAUCUAUGCAUUCAGAGAAAUAUUUUUAUAUGCCUUGUGUAAUUUAUAACAAGGAUUUUUUUUUUUAGCUUUGUUAACUGAAUUCGCCCCUCCUCCACUGCAUAUUUAAAGCAUGUGUUCACACUGUGUGUAAACGUUCACUGAAGAUUUUUUCUUUACGCAUUGCUGACUGUUCAAACAUAACAAGUAUUAUUAAAAUUAAAUAUUAACUGAAAAA
Molecule: messenger RNA, 2791 nt
Organism: Choloepus didactylus (southern two-toed sloth)
Lineage: Eukaryota; Metazoa; Chordata; Mammalia; Pilosa; Megalonychidae
Product: ankyrin repeat domain-containing protein 40-like
Exons: 2
Coding region: 213-1259 (348 amino acids)
Molecular function (GO): protein binding
Source: RefSeq, a predicted model, not a curated record